Messenger RNA from Pseudophryne corroboree (corroboree frog), 3333 nucleotides. It is a transcript of the gene TBC1D5, whose product is annotated as TBC1 domain family member 5. Lineage: Eukaryota; Metazoa; Chordata; Amphibia; Anura; Myobatrachidae. The transcript has 24 exons. Gene Ontology annotation, molecular function: GTPase activator activity. Gene Ontology annotation, biological process: activation of GTPase activity. The record is from RefSeq and is a predicted model, not a curated record. Bases 415 to 2850 code for a protein of 811 amino acids.
AACAGCUUCUCCGCAAAGAGCAUGCCUACAACAACUGUCCCUCUCCGGCCACUGUAGCUGUAGCCGCAGAGCUUGCUGGGAUUUGUAGUUUCCUGUUCUUCCCAGUGUCUCCCUGUCAUGGCUGCUUCCAGCUAGGGAGAAGGUGGCCAGGUUGUGCUUUGGAAUCAGCAGGGCCCUGUGGGAGGUGUGCAGCUGCUAAGGACAAAAAAGUGUUUGGUGUGUGACAGUACCGGUUGUAGAAGCACCACUUGUAAAGGCUGAGGAGCCACAGAUUUGUGAGAAUUGUACAAAAGAUGAGUAGUUAGGGCCAGGGAGAAGAGAUUACCUCCCUGGCUGUUUGAUAUGCUAUGAAUGUGAAAUGAGUAAGAAGGAAGCAAGUUCCUCAAUUUCUUUUUUUUUAAUGUAAGUUGCAAGAUGCAAGAACCUGCAUCCCAAACGCGUCACCCUUUGCAGUCAGAAGAAGUCGGUUUUGAUCCGCUACAGAGUGAUAUAGGAAAACACAAUGAAGAAAUAUUCGUGGAUGAAAAGCGAUCUAAUCUAGUCUCCAGUCCAGAACAAAUCUUCAUAUCAUACAGCAAAGAAUGGGAAGAACUUUUUGUAAACAGCAAUUAUUUGGCAACGAUACGUCUGAAAGGGAUUAAUGGGCAGCUGAGAAGCAGCAGGUUCCGGAGUGUUUGCUGGAAGCUGUUUCUAAAUGUUUUACCCCAAGAUAGAAGCCAAUGGAUAAGUAAAACGGUGCAGUUAAGAACACGAUAUAAAAAGAUUAAGGAAAUACAUAUUACAAAUCCCCGGAAAGCUGCUGGACAGCAAGACUUAAUGAUAAAUAAUCCACUGUCACAGGAUGAGGGGAGCCUGUGGAAUAAAUUUUUUCAAGAUAAAGAACUCAGAGCAAUGGUUGAGCAAGAUGUUAAAAGAACGUUUCCUGAAAUGCAGUUUUUCCAGCAGGAGAAUGUGAGAAAAAUCCUUACCGAUGUACUUUUCUGUUAUGCAAGAGAAAAUGAACAUUUGCUUUAUAAGCAGGGAAUGCAUGAACUGUUGGCGCCAAUAGUAUUCAUACUACACUGUGAUCACCAGGCGUUUAUGCACGCAAGUGAAGCUGCACAACCAAGUGAAGAAAUGAAAGUUCUAUUAAAUCCAGAUUACCUAGAACACGACGCCUAUGCCUUGUUUUUAAACCUUAUGGAAAGUGCAGAGCCUUGGUUUUCCACAUAUGAACAAGAUUCCCGCAAGGGGAAAGACGCAAUGCUAUCCACCAUGCCAUUUGCCAGGCCCCAGGACAUUGGGCCGUCUAUUGUUAUUGUGACAAAGGUGAAUCACAUCCAAGACCAGCUGCUGAAGAAACACGAUAUUGAGCUGUACAUGCAUCUUAACAGACUGGAAAUCGCUCCGCAGAUCUAUGGAUUACGAUGGGUGAGACUUCUGUUUGGCCGAGAAUUCCCAUUGCAGGACCUCCUUGUUGUGUGGGAUGCUCUAUUCGCUGACAGUAUCAUGCUAGACCUGGUGGACUAUAUUUUUGUAGCCAUGCUGUUAUACAUUAGGGAUGCAUUAAUCUCCAGCAACUAUCAGACAUGCCUGGGUCUCCUAAUGCAUUACCCACCCAUCGGUGAUGUUCACUCUCUCAUUCUCAAGGCUCUGUUUCUGCGAGACCCAAAGAAAAACCCGAGGCCAGUAAGUUAUCAGUUUCACCAAAAUUUAGACUACUACAGAGCACGUGGACUUGAUCUCAUGAACAGAUCUCGUGCGAACACCAAGAUUGCACCCAUUAAUAUAAACAAAGUAUCCAGCAGUUUAAUUAGUUUUGGACGGAAGCUAAUCGGCCCAGCCAUCCCUACUGGGGGAGCAAUGAAUCCUAUGACAUCGCCAUCAAACACUAACAUAAUUCAUAGUGGUAGAAGCACCAGUGUUUCAGCGGAUUUUCCCUCUGAAGCUGCUAUUGAGCCCACUCGUUCUUAUGCCCCGCCACCUCAGCCAAUGCAGCACAAUCAGCGUAUGAUGAAGUCUGAGAGCAUGCCAGUGCAGCUUAGUAAAGGUCAAGGCUCCAAGAACAUGACUUCAUCUCCCAGCAUUGAGAGUUUGCCCGGAAGCCAUGACCACACAGAUUCUCCUCCUCUCUCAGCAGGGAAGAAAGAUUCCUUCUUCAGCAACAUCUCCCGCUCUCGUUCUCUCAGCAAAUCCCAAGGAAAACGUGAAUCUGAAGAAGAUCUUGAAGCUCAAAUUUCAUUCCUCCAAGGACAACUAAAUGAUUUAGAUGCAAUGUGUAAAUACUGUGCAAAAAUAAUGAAUACUCACCUCGGUCACAUUCAAGAUGUUGUUUUACAAGAAAAGUUGGAAAGAGAAGAUAAAAUCCAGGUGUCUCUAGCAGUACUGAAACAGGUAAAAGACAUAUUAAAAGGAUCGCUGCGUUUCAACCAAAGCCUUCUUGAGGCUGAAGAAAAUGAGGAAAUUACAAUCACUGAUGAUCAUUACUGCACCAGAAUGCAAGGAGAACAGGGGGGCGACGGCUUCCUCAAGGAGAUGGAACAGUCAGAACGUCAUAAACCAGUACAGUCAGAGGAGGCUGAAGAUGCCAUAUGUGGAAAUACUGAGAGCCGGAACUCAGAUGAUUAUAUUCUGAUCCCCAAGGAAGAUGAAAGCAGUAGCUUUGCUGCGGAGCCUGAGCCGCCACAGACACUGCAGCAACAUAAGGGUGCAGCAGAGAAGACAGAAACGCCUUCCCACAGACUGACCUUCUCAGACCCUCUAAUGGGGGGAACCCCACCCUCCAGUAACCUCAGUUCUAGCCCAGAUGACGACAGCAGCAACAACAGCAAGGAUUCUGAUUUCACCAUAGUUAACCCACUAGACAUUUAACUUGUCUUUUUUUUUUCUUUCUUUUCCGUUUUUUUUAAGAUACUUUGUAAAAUGAGGAAUUUCCUCCGUGUACUAUGACACAUGUAGGGAUUACUUUUGUUACAUAUGAGCAGCAGGAAAUACCAAUCCUGCUCAUUUAUGCAAGCUGUUAUCCAGAGCACAAGUAAUAGACGUUACUGAGAAUAUAGCCAUUGUCAUUAUUGCCUUACAUGUAUAUCUACUACAAGUGUAUAUCUGCUGGAUUCUGUAUGCUACGUCCGGCCUAGCUUCCCCCUCUAACACAGGCACCUUAGCUCGCUGUCCAGCUGGCAUACCAUUGAGUGGCAGCUGGGACUUACAGUUCCACAGCAAGCUGAAGAGCCACAUGUUGUCUAACCAAUGCUUUACUUGAAUUUGGUGAGAUAGAUACUUAUAAGUGCUACUGAAAAUAAUAUUUGCAUUAUGCCAGCAGAAGUAUGCAUUAAUAAAAAUAAAUCACAACUA